UUUAGGAAAGAUCAAGACAUAUCUUCAAAUGAUGAUCUGGCGUCAUCCUCACUCAGAUCCAGUGUCCCGCAGUUCGCCUCCACGGAUUAUCUUUACAGUGUAGCUUCAGCGCCAGAACUGAGAACUAAUCCAAUAAGACCAAAGGAACUGCAAGCAAACCUGCGAAAGUAUCACCGAGAGAAAGUCCGUUUGCCUGCCAGCGAGAUCCAGUGGGCUAAACAACUUGUGUAUAGUCAUACUCAGAAUCUACUGGAGUAUUGUAAGCGAGAGACAGGUGUGGUCAGUGGUAUGGAGUACGGGGGUACAAUGUACGAGAGGCUGGAAAGCAAACGAGGUAAUGAGAUUGACGUAAUGUUGGUUCUGAAAACGGGUUCUGAAGAUGUAACACUUCACGAGGUUGUUCCGAAAUUGUAUUCAAAGAUAAAGCUUGUUAAAGAUAAGGCCGAUACGAAGCUGGCAAGGCUCACUGAUAAACAUGGCUAUUUGCAGCCAGCUAAAAUGCAAGUCUGGCUUGACAGGCUAGCUCAGAAAUGGACGGAGAAAACCAGGCGAUCUUCGGACGGAUCCAGAGUUUAUACUCAUAAGAAUGGUCCAGCUAUCGAGAUCAUCAUCCGGGAUACUAACAGAGGAGGCUCAGUAACCGCGCAGAUAAUUCCAUGUGUAAGGUUCCUGGAUGAGUCGGGAGAUUACCGCUACUAUGUGCCAUGCGCGUUCAAAGAGUGUACGAAGUUUGAACUCGGAAAUACCUCAGAGCGCUCGAUUUUGUGGAGAAGAACGUUCUCACUGAAAGAAAGAGAAAUUAUAUCCAGUUUAGAUCGUUCUGUAACAAGCACAUGCCGACUAGAAUGUCUAAAAAUUCUCAAAUUCCUUUUCAGUUCAGACAAAAAGCUGCGCAGUUUUCAUUUCUAUUUGCUUAAAACGGCUUUUUUACACUACCUCACCACAGACCCAGAAUGGCGCGCGGAUCAACUCGCGGAGAGAUUUCUCGGAAUGUUGAGCUACGUUCAAGAAUGUGUAAAGCGAAAAGAUCUACCGCACUACUUUUUACCGAGCGUUAACCUUUUCAAAGGACUGAGUGGAACGGCUCUCGAUGCUAUCGACUGCCGACUGCAACAGCUGCUAACGGAUGAAAAACAACUGUUUUAUGCCAUUUAUGCUUAG
Porites lobata is the source of this 1161-nucleotide messenger RNA. Lineage: Eukaryota; Metazoa; Cnidaria; Anthozoa; Scleractinia; Poritidae. The record is from the annotation of a GenBank genome assembly.